Vicia villosa (hairy vetch) is the source of this 1488-nucleotide messenger RNA. RefSeq lists its product as uncharacterized. NCBI's taxonomy places the organism in Eukaryota, Viridiplantae, Streptophyta, Magnoliopsida, Fabales, Fabaceae. The transcript has 2 exons. The record is from RefSeq and is a predicted model, not a curated record. Bases 1 to 1488 code for a protein of 495 amino acids.
AUGCCUGCUGAUGUAAACAUGGAUACUAACCCGCAUGACACUACGGGCUCAUCUAGGUUGGAAAAGGUUAGGGGAGAAGGGAGACUUGCCAAAAUUUCCUCUUUAGUUCUAGAAGAAGUUAGAACCAGUACUGAGAAAGGGGUAGAAAAGCCCUCUGCAGGGAAGGAAUCUUCAGCCAUUCAUCACACUUCUGAACCAAGGAAGUCAAAAAAUCCUGCUGCUGAGGCUGUGGUGAAUCUUGAUGACUUAUCUGAUAAUGAUCUCAUCCCUAUUAUGAUGCUUGGGAUUGCUGAGAGACUCAAGACCAGAAAAGGCAAGGUUGUGGCUACCUCCACUCCCACGAAAACAAAGACUAGGUAUGGUCCCUCAAAGCCCUGGAGUAAAGAGGUUCCUAACUCCAACAAGAGGAAGAUCAGGGAUUCUGCUACUUCAGAAAGUGAUGCUGAAGAGGAUGUCCAAAACAUCUUGACUAAUCUGAAAAUAAAAACCUCUCAGUUCACGGACAGUGUUAACCAAUGGAAGUAUGUUUAUCAAAGGCGAAUUGCUCUUAAAAGAGAGCUGGGAAAAGAGGCUCUUGAGUGUCCAAAGAUUAUGGAUCUGAUCACUCAUGCUAGCUUGAUAAAGACUGUAACUCGGCUUGGAAAAUGCUAUGACGGUCUUGUAAAGGAGUUCAUUGUCAAUAUUCCGGUGGACUGUGCUGACCACAGAAGUAAAGAAUUAAGAAAAGUGUAUGUUAGAGGGAGAUGUGUUGAAUUCUCACCGGCUGUUAUCAACAGAUAUCUGGACAGACGAGAAGAUGAACAAUGUGAAUGGGAAGUGACAGACAACGAGGUUUGCAAAGCAUUAACUGCAAAUCAGGUGAAUACCUGGCCGAUGAAGGACAAGCUCCCAGCAAGUAAACUAAGUUUCAAAUAUGCCAUCUUACAUAGGAUUGGGGCGGCCAACUGGGUUCCUACAAACAACUCUUCAGUUAUCUCUGUGAGUUUUGGAAAAUUCAUUUAUGUAGUUGGAAGCAAGAAGGCCUUUGAUUAUGGUGCCUACAUUUUUGAACAAACUAUGAAGCAUGUUGGCACAUGCGCAGUAAAGAUGCCUAUUGCCUUUCCUACUCUCAUCUGUGGCAUUAUUAUAAGCCAACAUCGUGGGAUUCUUCCUGGCACUGAUGUCAUAGCCAAACGUGAGUCUACUUUAUCCCUUCAUUUUAAACUUUUUACAGGUAAGCAUGUCCCUAACAUUGCCAUGACAUCUACAUCUACUGAUCCCAAGAUCACAACCAAAGCAGAGAUAAUUUCUGAUCUUGUGGAAGCCUUCAAAGAACUUGAUGAAGUUAUUAGGGUUAGCUCUGCAAGAAAGGCUAAGUUUGAAAAGAUGAUCAAGGACCUGAAAAAGGAUGAUAGUGCUGAUGAGGAAGUGGGCUCUAAAGGCGGAAGGUCGGUUGAUGAGGAGGACAACUCUGAGGCUACUGAGUCUGCUGGUCUUGAAGACAGCUAG